GGUGGGGUUGGGCAUUUGGCAGUUAGUUAGGUAGAGCUCGACCUGUGAGGAGCACGGAUGGAGGAGCUCAGCACCUUGGCUGCAUCUUGUGAGGCUGAAAGAGGAGGAGGAGGAGGCAUUUGAGCAGAGCUCUGCGGUUUCUUCCACCUUCUUUGGGGAGUCCCCACCCCCUCUGCUUCCUUUCUUGUUCUGUCCCUGCAGCUGAGGGACCGGAGCAGCACCACCAGUUUUGACUGGUGGAAAGGAGGUGGCAGGGCCAUGAUCCCAGAGGACAUUCAGAGACUCCUUGAAGAUGCUGAGUGCUUCCUGGUGGAUGGGCUGCAGAACGAAAACUUGAGCCCUAGAGCAAGGGAGCAGAGGAAUACAAUUCUCUAUGGCUUCCAGCAAGCCAGAGCCAGGUACCACUUGGAGUUUCUGCCCCGAGGAGAGAAUCAGCACGAUGCUGGCUUUGGGCAGGACAGUUCUGAUGAAAAUCAGAGCUGGAGUUUGGCCCCUUCCGUGACAUCUGAAGUCUCCCUGCCAUUGGACCUGCAGGAUGAUGGAAUGGAGGAAAUCACAACGAGGCCUGUUGAAGACACAGGAAAUAUUCUGAAGCAAGGAUAUCUGGAGAAGAGAUCCAGAGACCACAGCUUUUUCGGGUCGGAGUGGCAGAAGAGGUGGUGUGUCCUCCACAGAAAGACCUUUUACUACUAUGCCAAUGAGAAAAGCAAGCAACCUAAAGGCACCUUCUCCAUUGAGCAUUAUAGCGCCCGGCUGGCUUUCCAUCUCCGCAAAGACUCACGCAGAAGAUGCUGUUUUGAAUUAGUCUGCCCUGGGAAACGCACCUAUGAGUUCACAGCCCCAAGUCCAGCAGAGGCUGAAGAUUGGGUGGAUCAGAUCCAGUUCCUCCUGAAGGAUCUGAGCUCCCUCACUAUCCCAUACGAUGAGGAGGAGGAAGAGCUCUACAAUGACGUGGGGAGUUCUGACUCCAUGACCACAGCAUCUCACAACACUACCCUGAAUCAAGAUGACGGGAUGGAAGAAGAUGACAUCUAUGAGGUUUUUCCAGGAAGGGAUUUUGCCAAUUACUACCAGGGCGUGUGGGACUGCAGCGGUGAGCACCCCAACGAGCUCUCCUUCCACCGCGGGGACCUCAUCUACAUCCUGAGCAAGGAGUACAACAUGUAUGGCUGGUGGGUCGGGGAGCUCAACAGCACCGUCGGGAUCGUCCCCAAGGAUUACCUGGCAGCUGCUUACGAGCUGGAGGAGCGGUGAGGAUGGAGGUGCCCAGGUGAGAGGUGGCAGCCCGGGGUUUGUGUGAUGGGGAAGCAGCGCUGUUCCUUUCUCUCCCAGGACAGUUUGGCUCCAUCUUCUGGUUUCUGUUUUACAUGGAAGGAAGGUGGUGGGGCUGGGAAACAGGCAUGGGUCAGAGAAAAUGCCACAAAAUGCCACCGUGCCCAGAACAGCUGUGGAUGAGGAUGCAUGUGUGGGGCUGAGAAUGACAGGGCUGUGGGGACGUGGUGACCUUCAGAUGUUCACCCAAGAGAUGGGGGCUCUGUGCAGCAUCCCUGCCUGGAUUUCAGCUCCGUUCAGUUCUAUGGCAGAAAGCUGUGCCAAAACCACCGCAGCUGCCUCUGUCAGACCCUGAGAGCUGUAUGUGACAGCUGCAACCUGCACUGACAGCAGCACUGGGCUAUUCUCCCAAAGCCCAUAGAUAGGGAGGCAUUUGGCAGACGGGGAAAUGGAGCCCAGCAGUGGGGCUGGGACAGCAGGGGGUCAGCAGCCUCCUGACCGCCCUCUGGGCACGGAGACCUUCGUGUCCUCUCUGUG
This is a messenger RNA of Lagopus muta (rock ptarmigan), 1809 nucleotides long. RefSeq names its product src kinase associated phosphoprotein 1 (gene SKAP1). NCBI's taxonomy places the organism in Eukaryota, Metazoa, Chordata, Aves, Galliformes, Phasianidae. The transcript is spliced from 11 exons. The record is from RefSeq and is a predicted model, not a curated record. Gene Ontology annotation, molecular function: protein binding. Gene Ontology annotation, cellular component: cytoplasm; plasma membrane. Bases 259 to 1254 code for a protein of 331 amino acids.